AUGAGCGACAUCGCGUCUCCGAACAGCGCGACGAAACCGUCCGCCGCGAGAUCGAACGCCAACGGCGAUGACGCCGCGACGAGCGCGGGCGCGGCGCAGAGCGGCGACGCGCCGUGGUGGCGCACGAUAAAGGUGCCGCGCGUGAGUUUACACGAUGUUCCGGUGUGGGGGCUGAAAGUCUCAAAGACGUUCAAUCUGCGCGGACACGAAAAGGUGGACGAUAAGACGUCCGUCACCGUCGGCGCCAUGGCGGAUUACACUUCCAAGCAGGCGCACGUGUUCGCCAAGCUCGAGCACGAGCUCGGGGAGCCUGGGAAGAUCGCGGUCGACGUCACGGGCGUUGAGUUGCAAAAAAAGUUUGACGUUUUAGAGGGCAUCGCGCGCACGGAGGUGAACGUCGGGGUCGGAGUGAGUUGGGACGGAAGGCCGUAUAUUAAUUUUGACGCCAUGCCCCAGAGCGCGGCGAUGAAGGGGGUCGGGUUGGCGGCGGCGAUUCAGCAAGGACGAUCGAUCGAUCUGCGACCGACGCGACCGAUUGCGGAUAACCUGUCCAUCGAGGCUCCGUUUUCGUUGUACCGGGAUGGGACCGAGUUGAACUUGCAAGUGCACGGCGUCAUCGGCGCGUUGACGCUUCCGAAGACGGAUUUCUUCGUCGUCAAGGAGGAGACCGCGCUGGUGCGAAAGUAG
Messenger RNA from Ostreococcus lucimarinus CCE9901, 687 nucleotides. RefSeq lists its product with no specific name. Lineage: Eukaryota; Viridiplantae; Chlorophyta; Mamiellophyceae; Mamiellales; Bathycoccaceae. The coding region runs from base 1 to 687 and encodes 228 amino acids. The transcript is spliced from 2 exons. The record is from RefSeq and is a predicted model, not a curated record.